This is a messenger RNA of Aphanomyces astaci, 1610 nucleotides long. RefSeq lists its product as hypothetical. The record is from RefSeq and is a predicted model, not a curated record. The transcript is spliced from 5 exons. The coding region runs from base 36 to 1478 and encodes 480 amino acids. NCBI's taxonomy places the organism in Eukaryota, Oomycota, Saprolegniomycetes, Saprolegniales, Verrucalvaceae.
GUUAAAAACUCUUGCUGCCUCGCACAUCACCAAGUAUGGUGAGCGAUGGACUCACCCGCCACAAUGGACGGCCCGGUCGCUCCAAUAUUGGGCAAGCAGGUAAGGCAAUUUCGACUCCGGCCCUUGCUGCAAGCAUCGUGAGCAGCGACGACCUGGAGCGCAUUCGGCACAACUCGACCAUCCUCACGGACAACGACCUUGCUCGCCUUGCCAAGGAAAGCGAACAGUCCAAGCUCGCGUCGAGGGCACAAGCCCAAGACCGCAAGAACCGCAUGGUCGAAAAGGAACUCCAAGUUCGCGCGCGUCGCGAACAAUACGCGACCCAGAUGGAGUUGGACGCCGAGCGCAACUCGGUGCUGUCGAAAGCCGACGUGCAGCGCGUCGAGCACCUGGACGACGUCAAGCACAUCCAAAGCCUCGUGGCGAAGGCCAUGGCGGUGACGGGCUGCGACGUCCAGCGGCAGGAACAAGACGAGACGAGGCAGAUCGAAGCCUCGUACAAUCAGCGCAUUGAGCGGGGCAUGGAAAACGAUCGCAUCGCAGAGCUCCGGGAGCGGGAUCGAGUGGCCACAGACGCGCGAGAAAAGCGUGUGGAAGCCCGCAAAAUGUUGGAAGGGCAAAUCAACGAACGGUUAAAGCAACAGAUUCGUGAAGAAGAAGCUAAGGCAAUCGAAGCCAAGAAGAUUCUCCUCGUGUACAAGCAGUACGAAAAGGAAGAAGAGGCCAAGGUCACUGCCCAUCGGGCGCAAGUCCAAGCGACCAUCGCUCAAAUUGCAGCUACGAACGAAGACAUCAAGGAGAUGAAAGCCGAAGCCGCACGACGAGAGGCCCAUGAAGAGCAAGUGGCGGCGCGAUACCUUCGCGAAAAGGCCAGAGAAGAAGAACGACAACUACUGGAGCAUGAAGCAAUCAAAAAGUCCAAGGAGCUGCGGGUGGCCAAGUUGCGGGCACAGCAAGAGAAAGCCCAAGACAAACGCAUGGCGCAGGACGAGUUCAAGGCGAAAAAAGCGUUUGAGGCGAAUGAGAAAGCGAUGCGGCAGAAGGAGGCGGACGACCGCGCCAAGAAGCGCGAGACCGCGGAGACCAUCGACCGCGAACGAAAGCAGCAGGAAUCGUUCAAAGCUGCGGAACGAAGCGCGAACGCCGCGCAGGAGCGGCUGGCCGACCACGUGGCCCAAUGUAUCGACCAAGAGACCCACGCCAAGCGCAUGGCGGUGCGCGCCAAGGAAGUGGACGCGCACGCGUCGUACAUUGACAAGCUGAACCAGCAAUUCCAGGACAACGCUACGAGACGGAAGAACAAGGCGGCGCUCGAAACCAACGAAAACGCGGCGCAGGUGAAGAAAGCGGCCAAGGAAGCGAUCAUUGUCGACAAGAUCCGGCGAGAUGCCAUCCAGAAGCUGCAAAAGCAGGGCGUGCCCCCCGAGUACUUGCGGCCGCUGCAAAAACUCCACGGGCGCAGCAGCACCACGUCGUAGACUACUGCCUCGCCGAAAAAAAACGCAAAAUAACAUCAUCCACCCAUGUAUUUUCAUCACGUCCUUGUGAAAAUACAAAAAGUGCAGCCAAGCCCACCUUAACCCUCUCGAAUGGAGUACUAUUAUACGUCG